AUGGCGGACAAUCUGAGCGCUUCGGCGUCAACUUCUCUCUCCAACGAAACCCAUCUCUUCUGCAACUCUCUCUCUCCUCCAAAUCUCCAUCAACUCAGAACCCAUAAAAAUCUCUUCUUUCCUCUCAAAAUCCACCCCUCGAACCCCAAUCUCCGCGUCUCCUCCAGAGUUUCAUUACAAGAACCACCCGCCGCGAACACACUGGCCGAAUCUUUAGAUUCCUGCGCCCGCGCCCCCGUCGAAGAGGAUGUUUCGAGCGUGUUGAAUAUUCUCGGAGAUGGAGUAUUGGAACAGGACGCAGUGAUUGUUCUGAACGGAAUGUCGAAUACCGAAACUGCCCCUCUGGUGCUCGAUUAUUUUCGGAAGAGGCUGAAGGUGAAGAGAGAAGUUGUGCUGUACAAUGUGACCAUGAAAGUAUUUCGAAAGUGCAAAGAUUUAAUCGGGGCGGAAAAUUUGUUCACUAAGAUGCUCGAAAAGGGGGUUAAGCCCGAUAACGUAACUUUCUCGACGCUGAUUAGCUGCGCUAGGCAGUGCUCGUUGCCCGAGAAGGAGGUCGAGUGGUUCGAGAAGAUGCCGUCGUUCGGGUGUGAGCCGGAUAAGGUGACUUGUUCGGUGAUGGUGGAUGCGUACGGUAGAGUUGGCAAUGUGGAACUUGCGUUGAGUUUGUAUGAUCGCGCGAGGAGCGAAAAAUGGCGGCUCGACGCGGUAACUUUUUCGACGUUGAUUAGGAUUUACGGGUCGUUGGGGAAUUUCGACGGGUGCUUGAAUUUGUACGAAGAAAUGAAGGCGUUAGGUGUUCGACCAAAUGCUUACCGAGAGAGUGAAAAUGGGUUUUCAGAUGCAGGUGUAAUUUGGGAGCGAAAGUGA
This is a messenger RNA of Erythranthe guttata (spotted monkey flower), 867 nucleotides long. Lineage: Eukaryota; Viridiplantae; Streptophyta; Magnoliopsida; Lamiales; Phrymaceae. The record is from RefSeq and is a predicted model, not a curated record.